Molecule: messenger RNA, 810 nt
Organism: Colletotrichum chrysophilum
Lineage: Eukaryota; Fungi; Ascomycota; Sordariomycetes; Glomerellales; Glomerellaceae
Exons: 5
Coding region: 1-810 (269 amino acids)
Molecular function (GO): arylformamidase activity
Source: RefSeq, a predicted model, not a curated record
AUGUCUCGCCAUUCGCUCCCCACCUACGAAAAUAUCCCUGCCGUCGAUGGCAUGCCUCACGGCUGCGCCUGGGGCCUGUGGGACAAGGAUGACAAAGCUGAUCAAGUUGGGACUCUUAACCUUCUAACCCCAUCCAACACAUUCGAGGCCAGGAAAGAGAUUCAGACCGGUGUUUCAGUUUCACUGAACUGGCCCUUGGAACGGAUUGAGGACCCAGGUCACAAUCGGACCAAGAUCAAGCACCGUUUCUUGGAUCUGAAGCCUGCCCUGGUGGGACACGAUGACGAAAUUUGCAUCAAUACACAGACAAGCAGCCAGUGGGACGGACUCCGACAUUGGGCCCAUCAGGACUCCGGGAAGUACUACAAUGGCUUGACUCAUGAUGAGAUCAGCGGGGAAAGACCCAAUCUACGCAACGGCAUUCAAGAAUGGUCGAAACGAGGCGGUGUUGUCGGCAGGGGUGUGCUUCUUGACUACGUUGCAUGGGCUGAGAAAAGAGGUAUCGAGUACAGUGCGGCCAGCAAGCACUGUAUUAGUCACCUGGACUUGGAAGCGAUUGCGGAUGAAGAGGGCGUGAAGCUCAGAGUCGGCGACAUUCUCAUGGUCCGAACUGGGUGGAUCAAGUGGUACAACGAAUCUACCUCAGAUGAAAGAGUGGCGGGAUGUAAGACAAACCACAACUAUGUAGGAGUUGAGGGUACCGCGGAUAGCAUCAAGUGGUUAUGGGAUCAUCACUUCUCUGCUUUGGUUGGCGACAACAUGGCUUUCGAGGCUUGGCCAGCGGAAGGCCCUUACAUUAGGAAUCCAUGA